Messenger RNA from Hypoxylon fragiforme, 2076 nucleotides. RefSeq names its product velvet factor-domain-containing protein. Lineage: Eukaryota; Fungi; Ascomycota; Sordariomycetes; Xylariales; Hypoxylaceae. Bases 119 to 1684 code for a protein of 521 amino acids. The transcript is spliced from 6 exons. The record is from RefSeq and is a predicted model, not a curated record.
CAAAUUCAGACAACACCUAAAUUUCCUCCUGGAUUUCAACAAGUCUCUGCCCAGAACAAGCCGAUCUGCAGUGGGGUUCGCGACUUACGCGGGAGAUACCGCAUGACGGCUCACGUAAAUGGCUUUUCAUACUCAUCAGAGCGGCCAUUGGGUCGGGCAUACGCCCGGUCCUAGCUAUAUGUCAGGAAUGAGCCCAGCAAUGCCGCCUUUAUCAGGACCUCAAGUUCACCCCCAACCACAUCCACAACAAAGUGGCCCUCAACCACAACGACCUGAAAGCUACCGCCUAGAAGUCUUACAACAACCUACGAUGGCGAAAGCUGCGAAUGGUAAAGACAAAGACCGAAAACCGGUCGAUCCACCACCAAUCCUUCAACUACACGUUCCGAGCGAUGAGGACCCAGAUGGCGUAUACCGACAAAGUCCUUAUCUCAUAGCGGUUGCGUAUUUAGAAUAUGCGCAUCCCCCUGGUCCGAGUGGCCAGGCCAGUCCACCAGCAAACAUGAUGGCAGGAACAACAGUUUCGUCGCUACAUCGAUUAAAAGACCCUACGAACAAGGAGGGUGCUUUCUUUGUGUUUGGUGAUUUGACGAUCAAGAGUGAAGGAGAGUACGUGAUCCGGUUUGAUUUACUGCAAAUGACGAUGGACAAUCUCGACGACGGCGAGUUUUGGAUGACGAUAUGUUCGGUUACGAGCGAGCCUUUUAAAGUCCAUGCCGGCAGAGCCUUUCCAGGAAUGGCGGAGUCGACAUUUCUCACCAGAUCGUUUAGCGAUCAAGGGGUUCGUCUUCGAUUACGCAAGGACUCGAGACAGAUUGCCAACAAGAAGAAGAAUCUACGGAUGGCCGAUCAGAUGGACAAGCAGACAGGGCACAGGCAAGGAAGUGCGUCUCAAAAUGGUGGUAUACCGCAAAUCGAUGACCGAUCUUACCACGACUACGGAGACGAACCGGUAGCGAAGAGACACCGGCCAGAAUACUCGACGAUAAACCCGGGUACGCCGACACAGGAAGGCGCAGAAAUGCGCUGGGGUUCUUAUGCCACCCAAACAGGUCCAACGUAUGGAUCCCAGCAAUUAUUGGGAUCCGUGACCACAGGCCCACCAACGUCGGCCGCCACAGUGUCAAUGCCUCCUCCAACGGGCCGUAUUGACACCCAUUUCUCUUCGCUCGCUCAAGGAUCACACGCUUUUGAGCGACACUCACCGAUGAACCACUCGCCUAUUCAAUUCGCAAAUCCUAAUGCCCAAAAUUCCUCCCAUCCCUUCAUAUUCACAGGCGGUUCUAAUACCGGCAACAACCCGUCCCUGAAUCUAGCUCCGAUUCCAUCCCAUCCACAGUCCGCGAUGGCCUCUCCAAUACACAACGUCUCCCCUCGAACCCACGGCCCGCUGAACGGGGCGCCACCAUCCGGAACGGCGUCUCCAGUGGGUCCCAACAUGUAUACCACGGCGCCGCCAGCUCCUAAUUCGCAUCAACCUCAUCAUUCCCCUUACGCUAAUCAAGGGCCAUACCACAGCAUGCAAAAUGCUUACGACCAUGGCAGUCUACGAGAGCAUGGCUUGGGUACGCCAUUGACAGCAACCAUGCCAUCCGAGAGCAUGAACGGAUCAUACCCUUUAGGUGGUAACGACUCGUUCGACCACCACCUGGGCCAUAUGGUCAACAAGACAGAGGACCAUUAGCAACGACAGGCGUCGUCAUAUGCAACUUUAAUUUACUAAAUUUCUCGCCCGCGGAAACUACGCUAGAUGCUAUUCGCCGAAUCACUUCCCAUUAUCCUCAUCCCCCACUCCCACCCCCUUUUUUCUUUCUCGACCUUGAAACAUACUCCGGGGAGAGAGAGGAAGGAAGGGAGGGGGCAGGAAUCCGAUGGUUUAAGAAUACUACUUUUUAGUUCUAUCUUGCUAUCAGCAGAGAUUAUUACAUACACGUUGUCUCACCCCUUGACCUUAUGACGGCAUCUACGCAAAACCCCCUCAGGAGAACCGUCCAAUCGUUUUUAUACUACCAGUACCACUACUACCACUACUUUUUAUUUUUAAAGAGUUAAUCGUCACACGCAUCGCCACGGAAA